Molecule: messenger RNA, 850 nt
Organism: Rubroshorea leprosula
Lineage: Eukaryota; Viridiplantae; Streptophyta; Magnoliopsida; Malvales; Dipterocarpaceae
Source: the annotation of a GenBank genome assembly
AAUGGGGGAGGUUUUCAGAGGAGGAUUUUUGGAGGAGAGUCUCAGAGUUCGGAGGAUUAUUCAGCGUCACUUUGCUUUAAAUGGUGCAUCUACCGUCCGUGAGCUGCCUCCACAGCAGUUCUGCAGGCAAGGUUUCGUGUUAGGAAAAUCAUCAGAGGCAGGAUUUGGGAACGAAAUGUACAAGAUGUUAACUGCUGCUGCAUUAAGCAUAAUGUUGAACCGGUCCUUGAUCAUUGGGCAAACCAGGCAUAUUGGGGUAAAUAUCCUUUUGGAGACUACAUUUCUUAUUCCAACCUUACGUUUACCUUGAAAGAAAUCAAGCAUCUUUGGAGAAAAAACGAUUGUGUAAAGAAGUACAAAAGGCAGUUGGUUAUGAGGAUUGAUGAUUUUGAGAAGCCAGCAAAGACAAAUGCCCUCUGUAGCAAUUGGAGGGAUUGGGACCAACCUAUUAUAUGGUUUCAGGGUACCACAGAUGCCGUAGGAGCUCAAUUUUUCUUGAAGAAUGUACAUUCUGAGAUGAGGAGUGCUGCUUAUGAGUUAUUUGGAAAGCCAGAAUCUCUGCGAUCUCGACCUAACAUAUUUGGGGAGCUAAUGAGAGUACUCAUAUCCCCUUCUAAAGAUGUUGAGGAAGCGGUCAAUUGGGUUCCAGACGGUGUUGGGGAGCCUGAUAUUACAUUGCACAUGCGGAUGCUUAUGAAUAGGUCUGUAAGAGCAGUACAGGCAGCAUUGAACUGCAUCAGAAAAGCCAUGCACAACUUACAGCUAAGGUCAAAACCCAGGGUGGUUGUAGUGUCUAAUACCCAAUUGAAGAUAUUUAUGCCCAUUACCCACUAGUUUAAAACGGAUUAGG